Spirodela intermedia is the source of this 2330-nucleotide messenger RNA. Lineage: Eukaryota; Viridiplantae; Streptophyta; Magnoliopsida; Alismatales; Araceae. The record is from the annotation of a GenBank genome assembly.
AUGACCCUCUUACCAUCAUUAACUAUGGGCCUUUUCCCUCUCCGAUUUCAGUUGUGGGUCAACAACUACUAGAGCAAGACCAAAUUCUCAACGUAUUGAAGCAACAUUUGCAGAACUUUCAAUCUCAAAUGAAACUUAAGGCAGAUCAUCAUCAUCAACCAACAAAGUUUCAAGCUAAUGAUAAAGUAUAUCUACGACUUCGUCCCUAUAGAAUGAGAUCUCUAGUAGGCAAGGUGAAUGAAAAGCUCUCCCCAAAGUUCUUUGGAUCAUACAAGAUCAUCUCUUGUGGGUCAAACAACGUUCAAGCUUGAUCUUCCACCAUCAUCAUCAAUCCAUCCAAUGUUUCAUAUUUCUCAACUGCAGCGAGCUUUAUCAACCACCAACUCCCCUCAGCAACUUCCACCCCUCACUCAGCUCAAACAUGGAAUGGUAAGUAAAACCUCAAUCAAUUCAAGGGGUGCAGAUGAUACCUGCAAGCCCAGAAGUACUAGUGAAAUGGGACGUGCUACUAAAUCAUGAUUCUUUAUGAGAGCUAGCCCACAAUAUUGCUUGCCAAUUUCUAAAAUUUCACGUAGAGGACCAAGUGAACUGGAGGGGGGGGAGUAAUCAUAGAACCCCACUACUAACCUAUAGAAGGUGUAAGAAAGAGUCACAUGCUCGUCACGUGAGAGGGGGUAUAAAUACAGCAUGAGAAGGGGGGCUCUAGGGAGGAACAUAGUAUUUUGGAGAGGCGGGGAAACCUCUCGAAAAUUUUCCCCCUCUGCUUUCCCUCUUCUUUCCUACUAUCUGAAUAGACUAUCAUCCCGACGCUUGUAUUUUGCCUCUUCUAUUUGACGCAGAUUCAAUGCUCCCUUAGAGGAUCAUAUCAAGAUCUAAGGUAAAGAAGUACAAAUUCAAAAACAUGAUCAACUCAGCUUAUAGUCCUGAACUAUUGUCAUUACCUAUUUUGAUCUUGCUCCAGCCACAUCCUAUAUCCUCUUGCUACACCAUGUAGUAUUACCAUCUAGAAUAUACUCUUUUAACACAAAGCCACUACUGAACAUAAAUUAGAUGCAGAAAAUGCAAUUUCAGCCUCAGAAUAAAAACAUUGAUGUCAGAUCCCAUCAAAAUAAAACACUCCAUGAGAUUUAUUUUUUUCAAAAUUGCAAACCAUAUUAGGUGGUCAACAGACAUGAAAGAUUUUAAGUUCAUGCAAUCAAAUGAAUUGCAUCUGUAAACAUAACCAGGACAAAUAAAAUCAUCCCCAAAACCCAUGGAAUUGAGAGAAUGUGAGAAAAGAAGAACAUGAAUCAGCCGGCAGCAUUUUCCGUAUCACUGUCAAUUUAUCAGAUUGGCGAAAAAGAAGAGACAAGCUGAUAACGUGCAGAAAAAGAAAUUUUAAAAAAAGGUUAUAACAGGCAAGGACUUACAGGAACCGUAGAAGAACCUUGAGGUGUUGGAGGGAAGUAGAUGGUAAAGGUCAUCGAGCAGCCGAGGGUUGGGCUGAAAUGCUUGUACCUCCUGUUGAAGCCGCCGAACACCUUUGCGCUGCUGAUCAGCUCUGCCGGAGGAAGUGCAGCACUAGCGUCCAUAGCUUCUACAGUUCUUCACGAUUCCUCACUCGUUUCUAGGCCUGACAACGCAAAGAAGAGGCGAGAGGGGAUAAGGAAUGAUGCGGGGAGAGAUUCACAAGUUUGAGAUCAAUCUCAGCGACAGCCAUUCAUCUAUUAGACACUCCAUUCAGAAAAAGAUAAUUAAUGUUGUCGUGAAAAUGGAAAUUCAACACAAGCUAGUCCACCGGCGGUUGAGAAGCAAGCUCAGCACGCGUCCGCAGAACCCCCAGCCAACUGACUACUUCGUCAUACUGGAGAGUGCCAGAUCUCCAGCAAGCCACCGGCUCAAAGACCCGCGCCGAGGCAGGCAACCUACUCCCUCCUCGCGAGCUCUUUGUCUCCAGAACCAUAAGUCGAAGAAGGCAGCCUAUUGCGAUGAAAAACCCUCGAAACAAGAUGCCAGGCAAAAGGAAGAGAGCACCGGACGCCCGCCGGCCACACCCAGCACGCGGGAAGCUACACGCGAUCACCCCAGAAGCUGCCAUGAAUGGAAUGUGAAGGGAAAGAGGCGGAGGGCUUACCUUCACCUGCCGUCGCCCCCUCUCGAUCAGUCGCUCUGCUCUCACUCCGCCACCUCCAAUGCCGGAAGAGAAGAAGCCCGCGACCACCAGAGCUGAGCCAGGGUCUGGCGUGACACCGUCCUGUAGUCUUCUCCCGCAAACAGUUGGGCAGACCAAGCGAUAUUAGUUUUUUUUUUUUUUUCUAAGUAUACUCUCCAUAAAUAUGUCAUUAAUUUAA